AUGGCAGCCGAGGGAGUUGACGAAGCUGGUGCGAGAGAGGAACAGGUGCUCACGCAGUUCCUAGCGCUGGAAGCCAUUCUAGAAAACGCUGUGGGCGGCACCGUCACCCUCGACGUGGAGCGCGGCUGCGCACCGCUCUCCCUGGCCCUCACAGUGCACGACCUGCACGCUGCCACGCCCGACCGCUUCCUCGAGCUCUCAGGGGGCGUGCCGCACGCCCUCUCGUACCAUCAGGCGCGCAACUUCCGCUUCCCCUGCGGCCUCGUCUACGUCGCAGAGCCCGGCUACAUGCUCUCCCGCACCGGCGUUCCCCGCUUCGCCAUCAUCCAGAAGCUCGCCGAUCGGGAUGUGCCGGACUUGGAGGCGUUUAUAAGGGAGGAGGAGGGAGGGUUGAAAAAGGGAGGUGGGAACGUAGAAGAGCAGCAGAGGAGGGAGAAGAGUGCGGGAGGGGAGGAGGAGGGCGAAGGGGAAGGAAGCAAGAAGCUUAAGGCAGAGGAGGCAACAGCAGUAGCUGAUGGGGACGAGCCUGCUGCAGCGGCUGCAGCGGCAGCGGCGGCGGCGGAUGGAUCAGAGGCAUCGGCCAAGCCAGCUGGCACGAGCUCAUUGGUGGAGAGCGCGCUGGAGCCCGCGUUUGUGAUGAUGGAGGUGGGUGAUGCCUCUGCUGUGAUGGGGUGUGCCUCACUUCCCCUCUCUUUCCCACUCCCCACCUUCUCUCUUUUCAUCCCUCCCAUCCUCAUUUCCCCCUCAUACAUCCUUAUUCCUCCCACCCAGGUGCACGUGUCGUCAUCAGUGAUGGUGGACGGGGUGCACGCGCAGCACUUCUUCGGCUCGGCGCUGGUGGUGCACCACACGCCGCACCUGGGCUGGGCCUCAUUUGAGGCGCCUCAUUAG
Molecule: messenger RNA, 891 nt
Organism: Closterium sp. Naga37s-1
Lineage: Eukaryota; Viridiplantae; Streptophyta; Zygnematophyceae; Desmidiales; Closteriaceae
Source: the annotation of a GenBank genome assembly